Lecanosticta acicola is the source of this 888-nucleotide messenger RNA. NCBI's taxonomy places the organism in Eukaryota, Fungi, Ascomycota, Dothideomycetes, Mycosphaerellales, Mycosphaerellaceae. The record is from the annotation of a GenBank genome assembly.
AUGGCGCGAGAUGUUGAAGUCACCGACGAGGCAGUCAGAAGGCUCAUUGAAAGCGACAUGACCCCGAAGCCCGACUGGGGUUGCCUCCGCAACAGUCUUGAAGAUUGGCGCUACUCCACUGAGCGGAAAGUUGGUACGCCAAUUCGAGAGCACAGGCGGUAUUACGACCCUCAACGAGAAUCCUCACGCAACUACAUCAAUCCAGGCUACCCAAACGCCAGUGGCAAGAUGAAGGCUGACAUAGUGUGCAAUCGAUACUACCAGCUGAAGAUUGAAUUGGACCAGGCAAUCAAAGAUCCUCCGAUACUCGAGUGCGUGCAGAGGGAUAUCGAUGAAUUGUUUCCCAACAACUGGAUCAACCGUGCUCGCGUCUGGGCUGAAUGCGCACGGGCUUAUGAGGAAUACGAAGCUGAACUUAGUUGGGCCGAAGCGCAAGGACACGAAGAAGCGUCACGACGCUUCCAACAUGCCAAGAGACCCAAGCAAAGUAGCAUGCGUAACUUCAAAGCUCUGCGCAAGACGAGGGAACGUGUCGUGAUCGAGGCCCAGGACGGUGAUACUCGGACGCCAAUGUCAGCUAGUGGAAGAAUUGCAAAGCCUUGGCCGGAGACGGAAAGAAUGAAGAUGACGAGCAGAGCACAAGAGAGACUUGAUAUGGAGAGGCGAUUGCGGAAGAGGCGGGAGGACAGUGGGAAUAUUGAGAAGAGAGACGUGACUAUGGGUGGUGUUCCAGUGGAUCAGGAGGCUCGAGCUGGCGAAGAAGGAGAUGGCAGAGUGCAGCAGCAGCAGCAGCCAGAGGAUGCCUUCGAUGAGUACUAUGACAUCUCACCGAUUACUGUCAGAAGAAUUGCGGACCGAAUGCGGCUAGCAAGGGAGCAGCAGCAAUAG